AUGGUUGCAAAUAUCUCAUCUAUCAUUAACAAUUCAAAUAGUGAAAGUACGUUUGGAAUAAAUGAAGACGAAUUAAGUGUUAGAACUGGUUAUUGGAUAGGAUAUGAAAAUUAUAAUUGUGUUGAAAAUAACAUAUAUGUUGAUGAAGAACAUUUAGAACAUGAUCCUUCAUUAACAACAUUUUACAAUGAUUUCAUGAAAAUGUCAAUUAUUAAAGCAUACGGUUUACCAAUAUUACAUCAAAGACCAUUGGAAAGAUUUCAUAAAAUUGUUUCUGCUAUGAUAUUGUUAGAAAAAAAACCAAUAAAUUAUUUAACAAAAUUAACAGGUGGCGUUUUAAUAAUAAAAGCUUAUGAAAUUAUUAAAAAGAUUUGGGAUGUUGAAAGUUGUGAUGAGAUAUCAAUAAAAAAAUUUGAUAUACAGAUUAAAGAAAUUGAAGUUAUUUUUGAUAAAAUGGCUUAUAAUGCUGGUUUUAAAAAAUUUGUUGAAACAUCUACAAAAAUUCUUUGUUCACCACAACGAACAAUUGUUAAUAUGGUUCGAUAUCAAGAUCUAUGCCCAAUUUUUUAUACUGAUCCUGUUGUUGUUUAUGAUGGUGAAAAUAUUUCUAUUAAAAAAACUUAUAAUUGUCUUAAAAGAGGAGGAUUUCAAUUUAAAAUGACAAAAAAAAUUUAUUUUGAUAACGUUAGUAAUGUUAAUAUUUUUGGAAGAAUACUCGGACCAUCUGGUAGUACACUCCGAACUAUCGAAAAACUAACAAAAUCAAGAAUGCAUUUAAAUGGAUCUAAAAGAGCUAAUUAUGUUAAUAAAUGUUUUAUAUAUCCUUAUUUAACAAAAGAAAACGCAGAAAAUUAUGUUAGAGAACCUUUACAUCUUUUAAUUGAAGUUUAUGGGAAUUCUGAAGUAAGCUGUUAUAGAAAUUUAGAAACUAUAAAAAAAAGUUUUUUAUAUGCACUUAGCUUAAAAUAA
This is a messenger RNA of Strongyloides ratti, 969 nucleotides long. RefSeq lists its product as hypothetical. The transcript is spliced from 2 exons. NCBI's taxonomy places the organism in Eukaryota, Metazoa, Nematoda, Chromadorea, Rhabditida, Strongyloididae. The coding region runs from base 1 to 969 and encodes 322 amino acids. Gene Ontology annotation, molecular function: RNA binding. The record is from RefSeq and is a predicted model, not a curated record.